Molecule: messenger RNA, 1002 nt
Organism: Drosophila busckii
Lineage: Eukaryota; Metazoa; Arthropoda; Insecta; Diptera; Drosophilidae
Gene: mRpL15
Product: 39S ribosomal protein L15, mitochondrial
Exons: 2
Coding region: 85-948 (287 amino acids)
Biological process (GO): translation
Cellular component (GO): mitochondrial large ribosomal subunit
Molecular function (GO): structural constituent of ribosome
Source: RefSeq, a predicted model, not a curated record
UGCUAAACACUGAUUGGAAAACAGUGCCUUGCUCGUGCUGUGUUUUCUUUUAUUAAAAAGUUAGUUUAAUUAAUUAAACAGCCAAUGGCAAACUUACGCGAUGCCUCAGAUAAAGCGCUAAAGCUGUUGCGCACUUUACCACGCGUACAAAUUGGCAAUCUGCGUCCCAAUCCCAACUCUAAGAAACCUGAUAAGCGUGGGCGUGCUCAACAUGGUGGUGAUAAACACGGCGCUGGUAAUAAAGGCUCUGGACAGCGUCAGAACUUUAUGCGUCUGGGCUAUGAAACAGGCAAUCAGCCCUUCUAUCUGCGUUUUCCAUACGAGCCCUACUACAAGGGACACCACAUGCGUCGCCAGUAUCCACCACUGUCGCUGCUUCAGCUACAGGUGCUCAUUGAUACCAACCGCAUAGACAUUAGUCAACCCGUUGACAUUACCACAUUGUGCAAUUCCGGUUUACUAACGCUGAAACCGGCGGAGAUGGAGUAUGGCUUUCAGCUAACAGACGAGGGACUCGACAAUUUUAAGGCGAAGAUUAAUAUUGAAGUGCAGCAUGCCAGUGAGGCAGUUAUAGCUGCUGUUGAGCGCAACGGUGGUGUCAUACGCACCGCCUACUACGAUCCACGCAGCUUACACAUACUGAAAAAUCCUAAGAAAUGGUUUGAGAAGGGCAUUCCCAUACCACAACGCAUGCUGCCUCCACAAGAUGCCAUUGAGUACUAUACAGAUGCUAAGAAUCGCGGCUAUCUGGCUAAUCCAGAGGAGAUCAGCAAGGAACGUUUGGUGCUGGCCCAAAAAUAUGGCUACGAACUGCCCAAAAUUGAGGAGGAUGCUAGCUAUGAAAUGCUUACAGCUGCUAAGGAUGCGCGACAGCUGUUCCUUGGCCUGGAGCCUGGCUGGCUGAUUAACCUGGUGGACAAAACCAUAAUUAAGGCAAAGACUACAUAAGCUUUUGUUUGUUACUACGUCUUGUUAAAUAAAGAAAAUUUAUUAUAAAAUGUC